CCACUCUUCGCUUGAAUCAUUUGUCAAAAAUCCAAGAAUUCUUUGUUUAUUAUCUCCAAGAAUUUCUUGUUUAUUUUCUUGUAUUGUUUAAGCAUGGCUGAAGAAACAAAGAAAUCUGUUGCUGAGGCUGUGGCUGCAACUGAAGAGGUUGUGGUAACUGAUGUGCCGGUGGCUGAGAAACCCACUGAGAAGGAGGCCCCACCACAGCCCGAGGCUGAGUGUGAGGUAGAUAAGACUGAGAAACCGGCGUUGGAAGAGGUUGUUGAAGAGAACAAAAUAACUGAAUCGGCUUCGUUUAAAGAGGAAAGCAACAAGGUCGAUGAUCUGAUUGACCCACAAAAGAAAGCUUUGGAUGAAUUCAAAGAAUUGAUUCGGGAAGCCCUUAACAAGCAUGAAUUCACAGCUCCGCCGCCUGCGGCCAAGGAAGAAGAAAAGAAACCUGAAGAGAAGAAGGAAGAAGAACCAAAACCUGAAGAGAAAAAGGAAGAAGAAGAAUCUAAACCUGAGGAGAAAAAAGAAUCAUGUGAGGCUCCUUCUGGAGUUCCACUGCCGCCUGAACCAGAGGCCCCGGUGGAGAAAAAAGAGGAAGAGAAACCUACUCCAUUGGCGGCGGCGGAGCCAUCAGAAUCAGUCGUUGAAAAAAUUGAAGCCACUGUUGAAGAAAUCAAAGAAACGAUAGUUCAUGAAGUUCCACCGCCACCAGCGGAAGAGUGUCCCCCUGCCCCGGCGAAGGAGGAAGCAGCCCAGGAAACAGCGCCACCACCCCCACCACCCGAGGAGGUUUCCAUCUGGGGAAUCCCACUUUUGGCAGACGAAAGAAGUGAUGUAGUUCUCUUAAAAUUCCUCAGAGCCAGAGAUUUCAAGGUGAAAGAGGCCUUCUCCAUGCUCAAAAGUGUUGUCGGUUGGAGAAAAGAAUUCAAAAUUGAUGAAUUUCUGGAAGAGGAAUCCACUGGAGAGGGCCUUGAAAAGGUUGUGUACAUGCAUGGAGUUGAUAAAGAAGGGCACCCCAUUUGUUACAACGCAUUUGGGGAAUUCCAGGACAAGGAUUUGUAUAAUAAUACUUUUUCUGAUGCUGAGAAAAGAGCCAAGUUUUUGCGAUGGAGGAUUCAGUUUCUUGAGAAAAGUAUAAGGAAGCUUGAUUUUAGCCCUGAAGGUGUUUGUACAAUUGUCCAAGUGAAUGAUCUGAAAAAUUCCCCUGGACUUUUCUUAUUCAAGAAAGAACUCCGCCAGGCCACCAACCAGGCCCUCCAGCUGCUCCAGGAUAAUUAUCCUGAAUUUGUUGCCAAACAGGUGUUCAUCAAUGUUCCAUGGUGGUAUGUGGCCUAUAACAGGAUGAUUAGUCCAUUCUUCACCGAAAGGACCAAGAGCAAGUUUGUAUUUGCAGGCCCUACUAAGACUGCUGAAACCCUCUUCAAAUACAUAGCACCUGAGCAAGUACCAGUUCAAUAUGGAGGCCUCAGCAGGGAUGGUGAACAGGAAUUCACAACUGCUGAUCCUGCAAUUGAGGAAUUUAUCAAGCCAGCAUCCAAGCACACUAUUGAAUUGCCAAUUACUGAGGCAUGCACAUUGGUUUGGGAGGUGAGAGUGGUAGGCUGGGAUAUAUCCUAUGGAGCUGAGUUUGUCCCCAGUGGUGAGGGUGGAUACACUUGGAUUGUACAGAAAUCAAGGAAGAUCGGGCAAUCUGAUGAACCGAUACUCAGCUGCAGCUUCAAAGCUGGUGAACCUGGCAAGAUUGUGCUCACAUUGGAUAACCAAACUUCUAAGAAGAAGAAGCUCAUCUACAGGUCCAAGAUUAAGUCCUCUGAUUGAAUUCCUUUCUGAAUAAAUAUAAUGCAGUAGAAUCAGAAGGGUCCCUUCUGUUCAAUUUAUAUAUAUUCUUUGCUUUUGAAUUAUAAUAUCUUGGGGAAGUCAUAUUUGAAUAUUUGUUCUUGGUUUUCUUUAAUUAAAAUUUCUAUGUUGGAUUGUAUGGUUUGGAGCAUGUUUAUUAUACAAGACUCUCGACGGGAUGACGAUGAAGGAGAAUUUAACUUAUAUUACUGUCAAGUAAGUCGAACGUGCCGACAGACCUAUAUACAGUGGGUUGGUUGCUGUAAAAUUUAUGUAAAUUUGAUAUUUUGUUCUUACCCUUUGUUUCUUUUUAAUGGAUGUUGAUAUUUAUUGGAUUCUUUG
Messenger RNA from Olea europaea var. sylvestris, 2169 nucleotides. Its product is annotated as patellin-3-like. The transcript has 4 exons. Lineage: Eukaryota; Viridiplantae; Streptophyta; Magnoliopsida; Lamiales; Oleaceae. Gene Ontology annotation, molecular function: lipid binding. Bases 94 to 1809 code for a protein of 571 amino acids. The record is from RefSeq and is a predicted model, not a curated record.